AUAAGGGAAAGGGAAAGCAUCUCAACUCAAAAGGAAAAAGGACUUGAAAGAUCAAGUGGUAGACUAAUGGUGCACACGAAAGCAACCAUUUUUGCCACUUGAACAAUUCUGGUUCAACUUCUUAUUUUAAUAAUACAACAACAACAACAACAACAAUGCCCUCCAUUCCGUUAUUAAUUUAAUCAAAGUACCGCAUCAGCAAAGCAAAGCGGAUUAGCCGUUCCGUUUGUUCUUCUCCAAGGGUGGGCUUAAAAAAGUCUGCCUUCUUCUCAUUGAGAAUUUCAAGGCCCAAGGAAAAGGAUUUGUUUAUGCGUGGGGUGUGGGGACUGCUGCUGCCACUGACAGCCAAUGCAACAAAGGCCGAAUCUUGGGGAGAUAAUACCUAUGACUAUGAGAGACAAGUACAGCUCUUAUCCUAGAGAGUUUUGAAGUUUGAACCGAUACACCCUGUUUCAAGCUUUUACCAGAUCUUUUCUUUGUUGCUGACGUUCUUCACCUGUUCCUGUUUCUUCAGACAGUUUUCUUUUUGAGGCUGCCGCUGUUUCAACUUCCAAGAGCGAAUAUAUAUAUAUUUAUAGCUCGGAAAAUAAACAAUUUGGUAUGGUCAAUGGUGAUGUAGUACUCGUUUAAGAUUUGGCCAUUUGGGGUGUCUUGGAGAAUAUCCGCAUAGUACGAAGACUACAUGAUUAUCUAGUGAAGACUGGAAUUGAUACUAGAAGUUAUUGUUGUCAAGUUUGUAGUUGACAUAAACAUCAUCCUCUAAAAUUAAGUGUCAUGGAAGAUUCCAUUCUGUUACCAGGAAUGCAGUUGGAUUACAUGGAUGAAUUGUUGUUAGAUGGAUGCUGGUUGGAGGCAAGUCCAACAGAGGGAUCUGAUUUCCUUGAUCCUAAUGCUUUCUUUGAUCCCACAUUUGAAUGGCCUACUUUGGACUCUAAUGGUGGUGAUUUGGGUGGUAGCCUCUUUCAAGGAGAGGAUCCAAUAUCUUUCUUGCCUGGAAAUCCACAUAUGAAUGAAAAUCAUUCUCAAGGUGCUCAUUUGAGCCAUAACUUGGAUGAUGUCGAUGGCGUGAGUCGCAAUCUACAUGGUGAUUGUAUGACCGAUGCUUCUGAGCUGAGUAGAAGAUGGUGGAUUGGACCCAGAGCUAAUCCAGGUCCUUCAACCUCUGUAAUGCAGAGGUUAAUUGGGGCACUUAAUCAUAUAAAAGAUUCUGCAAAAGAAACAGAUGUCCUUGUACAACUAUGGCUACCUGUAAAUAAAGGAGGUAGGCGUAUUUUGACUACCAGUGAGCAACCCUUUUCACUUGACCCCAACAGCCAAAGGCUUGCAAGUUAUAGGAACAUUUCUGCGAAAUAUCAGUUUCCAGCAGAGGAAGAUUCCAAGGACAUGGCAGGACUGCCUGGUCGUGUUUUCUUGAGUAAGGUCCCAGAGUGGACACCUGAUGUCCGAUUCUUUAGAAGUGAUGAAUACCAUAGAGUUGAUCAUGCUCAACAACACGGUGUCCGUGGAACCUUUGCUCUUCCUGUAUUUGAACAAGGUAAUAGAACUUGCUUGGGUGUUAUUGAAGUUGUGAUGACAACCGAGAAAAUCAAGAUAAAGCCAGAGAUGGAGAGCGUUUGCAAAGCAUUAGAGGCUGUCAAUCUUAGGAGUUUUACAGCUUCCAGCACUCGAAACAUACAGGCAUGUUAUAGUUCCUACCAAGCUGCCCUACCUGAGAUCAAAGAAGUUCUAAAACGUGCUUGUGAGACGCACAGAUUACCUCUGGCUCAGACUUGGGUUCCUUGUAUGCAGCUAGGUAAAGAGGGUUGCCCGCAUUCCACUGAGAACUACUUUCAUUGUGUGUCUACCGUGGAUGAUGCUUGCUAUAUAGCUAAGCCCAAUAUCCGGGGUUUUCAUGAGGUUUGCUCUGAGCAUCACUUGUUAAAAGGUCAAGGUGUUGCUGGAAGAGCAUUCAUGACUAACCAACCAUGCUUCUCAACUGACAUAACCUCCUUUAAGAAGACCGAAUAUCCUCUUGCACACCAUGCAAAGAUGCUUAAAUUGCACGCCGCUGUUGCGAUACGUUUCCGAUGCAUUCACACUGGUAAAGCAGACUUUGUCUUGGAGUUCUUUUUACCUGUGGAUUGCCGAGAUCCUGAAGGACAAAAGGAGAUGCUUAAUUCAUUAUCCAUCACUUUACAGCAAGUAUGCUGUAGCUUACGAGUUGUAACAAAUGAGGAGCUAGAGGAAGAUAGAGAUAUGGGAGUUAGUGAAGUUAUAGCCUCUUUAGAUGGCAUACCUUGUAGAAAAGAGUUAUCAGAAGAGCAGUGCACUUAUCAUUCAGAAAAGUAUUCAAGAGAAAAUUCAUCUUGGACUGCCAGUCUCACUGAGGUUAAUCAGAGCAGUAGCACUAGCACUGCCAUGAAACUCAGAAAAGAAAAACCAAGGGCGACGUGGGAUGAAAAAAUAUCCAAGGUGAAGCAGCACAAAAAACAGAUUAGCCUAAGAGGAACUGUUGAAGGUGGAGACUCUACUAUUAAUGAGAUUAGCUUUUCGAGUGCGACUAAGAGAAAAACAGGACAGAAGAGACAUAGCAAGGCAGAAAAAACAAUCACAUUGCAAGUUCUCCGCCAAUAUUUUUCUGAAAGCCUAAAAGAUGCAGCAAAAAGCCUUGGUGUGUGCCCCACAACCUUGAAAAGAACCUGUAGGCAUCAUGGAAUAGAACGCUGGCCAUCUCGAAAACUCCAGAAAGUUGGAAACUCCUUAGAGAAACUCCAGCACGUCAUUGAUUCAGUACAAGGUGUGUCUGGUGCUUUUCAUAUUAGCUCCUUGUACCCAAACUUCUCAGAGCUGGCCUCGCCAAGAUCAUCAGGAAAGAGUACAUCCUCAGCCUCAGUCUUGGGACUGAAUGAUAAGCCAAAGAAAACAACCAUACUGCCUGAGGGUGGUAAUUUUGUGUCCCAAGCUGCUACUUCAAACUCACCCUCCUCCUCUUGUAGUCAGAGUUCCAGUUCAAGUCAUAGCUGUUCCUCUGGAACGCAUCAUCCUUCAAAGUCUAACAUAUCUGGUAAUGGAGGUCUUAUAAUAGGAGAAAACUCUGGGAAUGGUGAGCUGAAAAGGGUCACAAAUGACACAGAGUUGCACACCUUAAGUCAAGAAGGACUAAAGCUCUUCCCAAGAUCACAUAGCCCUGCAUCUGUUAAGGAACAGCUUAUCUCUGACAGUAUUCAACCCGUAGUUACAGAGAAUAAUAGUCAAAUUGCUCAGGAUUUGGAUGCUCAAACUCAAAAGGUAAAGGUCACAUACGGAGAUGAUAAGAUACACUUCCGCAUGCAAAGUAAAUGGCGGCUUAAAGAUUUAUUGCUUGAAAUUACAAGAAGAUUCAAUAUAGAUGAUAUAAGUGGAUUUGAUCUCAAGUACUUAGAUGAUGAUUCUGAGUGGGUGUUAUUAACAUGUGAUGCUGAUUUGGAGGAGUGUAUUGAUGUAUGUAGAUGGUGUGAGGGAAACACAAUUAGACUCCUAUUACAAGCUUCUCAUCAUCACUUGGACCGGUCUUCAGGUAGCACUUGUCCUUCUUGAUCUAAAGUACCUCCUGUAUGAUUCGGAUUUGGUUCUAAUCAAGAAAAACAAUGUUUUUGAGAGCAAAAAUCUUAAUGCUGGAUGCAGUGCUGAAGGAAACACUCGUUUCCUGCUUUCUUCACAUAGCACUUGCAGAAGAAGUACAGUAAAGGAAAUACUUGUGACAGGAUUCGGAGAAGUGAAGUUGAUGACCAUGUUGUGCAUGGCCGAAGGCGGUUUUAAGUUUAAAAGUUUCAUCCAACCUUAAAGCUGCAUCUGUUUUUGUUGCUGGGGUUAGUAACACUUGUAAUCUCACCUUCUCUGGGUUAAAUUUAUUUUGCUGUAUAUACUAAGAAACUCUCAAGUUAGUGAAAGUGCUAGUAAACUAGUACAAUGAAGGAGCUUUUUUAACAUUA
Gossypium raimondii (Peruvian cotton) is the source of this 3950-nucleotide messenger RNA. RefSeq names its product protein NLP4. Gene Ontology annotation, molecular function: DNA-binding transcription factor activity; protein binding. The record is from RefSeq and is a predicted model, not a curated record. Bases 775 to 3555 code for a protein of 926 amino acids. Lineage: Eukaryota; Viridiplantae; Streptophyta; Magnoliopsida; Malvales; Malvaceae. The transcript is spliced from 5 exons.